AUGCUUCGGGUGCCACGGCCAAAGAAGAAGGCCAGCCCAGUCAAGAACACAAGCCCAGUCAAGGACACCAGCCCGGACAAGAACACCAGCCCGGACAAGAACACCAGGCCGGACAAGAACACCAGCCCAGUCAAGGACACCAGCCCAGUCAAGGACACCAGUCCAGUCAAGGACACCAGCCCAGUCAAGGACACCCGACGGAAGAAGACCAGCCCAGUCAAGAAGAAGCAGGCCAGCCCAGACAAGAAGACCAGCCCAGACAAGAAGACCCCAAGCCCAUCCAACAAGAGUGACAUGAGCAAGACCACUACAUCCUCAGAUGUCAAGCUGGAGAUGCCAAGCCCCAGCUCACCGGUUCCAGAGUCAACAACAGCGGACCCCUACGAGGACCUCCAGUUAAUCUCGGAAAGCGAGACUGGCUCUGUGGAGAUGGACGACGAAGGCUUGGUGCAGUCUCUGAAGGCACGCACACUCCUGUGUGUUUUGCUUCCGUGUAUCGAUCACACAGUGGACAUGUGCCGGCCACACUGCAUAUCUUUCUUUGGCACCUAG
Messenger RNA from Symbiodinium sp. CCMP2456, 552 nucleotides. NCBI's taxonomy places the organism in Eukaryota, Dinophyceae, Suessiales, Symbiodiniaceae. The record is from the annotation of a GenBank genome assembly.